GUUACAGUGAAGUGUGUUCGUCUCUGUGCUACCGCAUCAUGCCGACCGACACCAAACGUGUUCGCGGCCCGGAGGCGUCUCAGAGCCCGGCUCUGUUUGCUCGCCAGCCCGCGGCGGCUCCUCCGGCCCCCGGGCCCCGGGCGGACGGCCGGCGCCGGGGACAGGUGGACGUCCGGCCCGUGUUCGUGCGCUGCGGGCUGGUGAGCCAGGCCAAGGGCUCCGCGUACCUGGAGGCGGGAAGCACCAAGCUGCUGUGCUGCGUGUACGGGCCCAAGGAGACGGAGAGGAAGGACGAGACCGACAUGAAGUGUGGCAGAUUAACAACUGACAUGCGCUUCGCUCCGUUUUCCUGCCCAGAGAGGGGCUCCUGGAUUCAGGGGAGCCAGGAUAAGGACUUAUCCCAGAUGUUGCAUGAGAGUCUGCAGCCGGCGGUGUGCCUCCAGAAAUACCCCCGCUCUCAGAUCGAGGUCAACGUGAUGGUUCUGGAGAACAGCGGCUCGGUUCUGGCCCAUGCGAUCACGUGCGCUUCCCUGGCUCUCGCAGACGCAGGCAUUGAGAUGUACGACCUGGUGCUCGGCUGUUCCAUCCGGCAGGACGGCGACUCGUAUGUGGUCGACCCGUCUUACACGGAGCAGAACAGCUGCAGCUCAGUCGACAACCAGGGAAAUCUGACUGUUGCUUUCCUCCCGAGUCUGAAUCAGAUCUCUGGGCUGCAGUCGGAUGGAGAAAUGACUGAAGAGACUCUGACAGCAGGGGUCCGGACCUGCAUCGAGGGAUGUUACAAACUGUACCCGGUCAUCCAGAAAGCUCUGGCCAAGGCUGUACGCAGGGCUGCCCCCCCACCAUCAGAGAGCUGAGAGACUCAUUAUCCAUCAACUGCUUGGUUCAUAGUUUUUGAUAUUUACAGUUUCCAAACCUUACACUGACAGUUUGACUUAUUUUUCCAGUUUGAUUUAAUGAUCUUUAAAUGACUUGAUUUCACUUUGCAAUGAGCGCUUCAAAUUCUGUUUGACACUGAAAAAGGAAAUACAGUUUGAAGCACACGUUUGAAAAUUAAAUUGACAUUCAUCAUGUGGGAUAUUUUCUGAAUGUUUUGUCGUGAUGUUAAGUACUAAGUGAAAAAACAACAAGAAAAUAAACACAUGCUUUUGCAAA
This is a messenger RNA of Limanda limanda (common dab), 1155 nucleotides long. RefSeq names its product exosome component 6 (gene exosc6). Gene Ontology annotation, cellular component: nuclear exosome (RNase complex); cytoplasmic exosome (RNase complex); nucleolus. Bases 39 to 857 code for a protein of 272 amino acids. The transcript is spliced from 2 exons. The record is from RefSeq and is a predicted model, not a curated record. Gene Ontology annotation, biological process: rRNA catabolic process; poly(A)-dependent snoRNA 3'-end processing; nuclear mRNA surveillance. Lineage: Eukaryota; Metazoa; Chordata; Actinopteri; Pleuronectiformes; Pleuronectidae.